Capronia coronata CBS 617.96 is the source of this 2127-nucleotide messenger RNA. RefSeq lists its product as uncharacterized. NCBI's taxonomy places the organism in Eukaryota, Fungi, Ascomycota, Eurotiomycetes, Chaetothyriales, Herpotrichiellaceae. Gene Ontology annotation, cellular component: membrane coat. The coding region runs from base 1 to 2127 and encodes 708 amino acids. Gene Ontology annotation, molecular function: clathrin binding. Gene Ontology annotation, biological process: vesicle-mediated transport; intracellular protein transport. The transcript has 3 exons. The record is from RefSeq and is a predicted model, not a curated record.
AUGGCAAUGACACUGGGGAAAGACGUCUCCGCGUUAUUCCCUGACGUGCUCAAGAACAUCGCAACAUCAGACCUUGACCAGAAGAAGUUGGUGUAUCUAUAUCUGAUGAAUUAUGCGAAGUCACACCCUGACUUGUGCAUUCUUGCUGUCAACACUUUCGUCCAAGAUUCCGAAGACCCUAACCCCUUAGUCAGAGCCCUGGCGAUUCGAACCAUGGGGUGCAUCAGAGUGGACAAGAUGAUCGAUUACAUGGAGGAACCAUUGCGAAAGACACUACGGGACGAAUCCCCAUACGUUCGGAAGACGGCUGCAAUCUGCGUGGCGAAACUUUUCGACCUCAAUCCGGCCAUGUGUCUUGAGAAUGGCUUCCUGGAGACAUUGCAAGAGUUGAUCGGUGAUCCCAACCCUAUGGUGGUAGCCAAUUCAGUUCAGGCCCUGGCUGAGAUCACCGAGUCCGCUCCCGAAACCAAAGCCUUGCAGAUCAAUCCAACCACAUUGAAGAAGCUGCUCAUGGCGCUCAAUGAAUGUACGGAAUGGGGUCGGGUCACCAUCCUCAACACUCUUGCGGACUAUAAGGCUCAAGACAUCAAAGAAGCCGAACACAUCUGUGAAAGAGUCGCUCCUCAGUUUCAACAUGUCAACUCGAGUGUCGUGAUUGGUGCCAUCAAGGCAGUUUUCAUGCACAUGAGAUAUCUUCCGUCGGAAAGCCAGAAGUCAUAUGUGAAAAAGAUGGCACCGCCCCUGGUCACUCUCGUGUCCUCGGCUCCUGAGGUGCAGUACGUGGCUCUGCGAAAUAUCGACCUCCUGCUACAAAAACAACCAGACAUCCUCAGCAAAGAAAUUCGAGUCUUCUUCUGCAAAUACAACGACCCUCCCUACAUCAAAUUUCAAAAGCUCGAUAUCAUGGUCCGCAUCGCCAACGAACACAACGUCGAUCAACUGCUUGCCGAACUCAAAGAAUACGCCCUGGAAGUGGACAUGGACUUCGUACGACGGGCGGUUAAGGCGAUUGGACAGGUGGCGGUCAAGAUCGAGAGUGCUAGCGAGAGAUGUGUCAAUGCUCUCCUGGAUCUCAUCAACACCAAGGUCAACUACGUGGUGCAGGAAGUCAUUGUGGUGAUCAAAGAUAUCUUCCGCAAAUAUCCCGGCUAUGAAGGCAUCAUUCCGACGCUGUGCAAAUGCGUGGAUGAAUUGGACGAUCCUCAUGCGAGGGCGUCGCUUAUCUGGAUUGUGGGCGAGUAUGCCGAGAAGAUCAGCAAUGCUGGUGAUAUCCUUGGUGGAUUUGUGGAUGGCUUUGCGGAAGAAUUUACCCAGACCCAGCUUCAGAUUCUCACAGCAGUUGUCAAGCUCUUCUUGAAGCGGCCCCAGGCUGCACAAGGACUUGUGCAGAAGGUUCUCAACGCCGCCACCGCCGAUUCCGACAAUCCGGAUAUUCGUGACCGAGCCUACAUCUACUGGCGGCUCCUGUCCAACACGAGCGACCCCAACGCCCCCAAAAACAUUGUUCUCUCUGAAAAGCCGCCAAUUAGCAGCACGAUACAGUCUCUGCCACCCGCACUGCUAGAUAGAUUACUGGCGGAGCUCUCGACACUGGCAUCAGUCUACCACAAACCUCCUGAGCAAUUUAUUGGACAAGGUCGCUUCGGCGCCGACGCAGUCCAGCGGGCUGCCAUCGAAGAACAAAUGCAAAACGCGAAAGAAAACCCUCUGGCAGCCGCGGCCGCUGCUGCUGCGGUACAGGGCAAGGCUCCGGGAACACAGAACAACAUGGAGAAUCUACUAGAUAUUGAUUUCGAUGGGGCUGCCCCUGCUUCAGCCUCCGAAAAUCCUACGAAUGGUCUCUCGGGCCUGGAGGGUCUUGCAGGGACCCCUCAACGGGUCGAAUCGCCCUCAGUCGGUCAACCUGCCGCUCACACCAAUAUGGAUGAUUUGCUUGGUGUCUUCGCUAAUGGGGGAUCGUCCUCCACGACCAGUGGUGCACCAGGGUUCGCAGGCAUGUCGGAUAGCGAUAUCAUGAAUGGCUUUGCCUCGAUGGACCUGUCGUCGUCCCAACCGCCCCCUCCACAACAGCAACUGAACAAUGCGAGCGGCAAAAAGACCAACGAGGAUCUAUUGUCCCUUUUCUAG